AUGGCAAACCUGGCGAACACCAUGGAAGUGAAUGCUGUUGUGAUUCUGCAAGUUGUGCAGAGGUUAACCCAACCGGCCAGAAGUAAAAACGACAAGGGAAAAAGUGCUGAGGACAGCUUGAGUGGUGUCCCGAGAACUCUAGCUACAUUUCAGAAGGCUGACCCACCAGUUUUCAAUGGUUCGGCAAACCAUACUGAAGCAGACAACUGGUUCCAAGUUGUGGAGCAUGCAUUGCUAACUCAACAUGUACCGUAUGACAAGUUUGUGGAACAUGCAACUUAUCAACUAGUGGGAGAAGCUCAGCAAUGGUGGCAAGGAGAGUGCCGACUGCUAUACCAACAGAACGUAAACAUUACCUGGGCGUUAUUCGAGGCAGCUUUCUACAAGAAGUACUUUCUUGAGUCAAUAAAUCAGGCCAGAGAGUUAGAGUUCUUACAGCUGAAGCAAGGGUCCAUGACUAUAGCAGAAUACACCAACAAGUUCGAGGAACUCUGUAGGUUCUCAAGGAUAAGUCAGGGUACUUCUGGGUCUUAUGAGGGGUGGAAAUACGUCAAAUAUGAAGUAAGGCUGAGGGAAGAUAUCAGACGUGCUGUGGCUCCAUUGGAGAUGAGGAGAUUCUCUGAAUUGGUGGACAAUGCGAGGGUUGUUGAAGAAUAUGCAAGGACGGUAGCCUCAUCAAGGAACACUCAUGGAGGGAAUACUAGUAGGGAAUGCAAUGAUUACCUUGGACCAAAGGGACAAAACUUCAAGAGAUAUGGUGAAGGAAAGCGAUCAAGAGCUUACUCCCCUACUAUAAAAUGUCAGGAGUGUGGGAACUAUGAUCCAAAUAAGCCAUUACAGUUAAGUAAGAAGCUAUGUUACAAGUGUGGCGCACCAGGACAUUUGGUUAGAGAUUGUCGCCGCGGGAGGAACUGA
Arachis stenosperma is the source of this 915-nucleotide messenger RNA. RefSeq lists its product as uncharacterized. The coding region runs from base 1 to 915 and encodes 304 amino acids. The record is from RefSeq and is a predicted model, not a curated record. The transcript has a single exon. Gene Ontology annotation, molecular function: nucleic acid binding; zinc ion binding. NCBI's taxonomy places the organism in Eukaryota, Viridiplantae, Streptophyta, Magnoliopsida, Fabales, Fabaceae.